UGAGAAUACUGUCAGUCAGUUGGGCACGCACCAUCAAGCGGGUCAGAUCUGUUGCUCGUGCCGCUCGGGAGUGAGCCGGAGAUAUACGUAUACCGUUAUAGCGGAUCGGUCAACGGACGCUAAGUCAAAAUCAGACCCCCCACGCUCUACAUCUUGAAGUACAACCAUGAUCUCACAGCUGGGACGGAUUUGGAUAAUUGGUGGUGGAGUGGUGUUGGCAUUGGUGGCUCUUACAGUGGUGUUAAAUCAUUCAUUAGCAUCACCGACUAGCGCCGAAUCGGCUCUCAAUCCAAACGCCAAUUGUAAUUAUACCCUUAUCAAGUCCAAAACCUUGGGUGUGGAUCCCUCCUUUUGGAAGAAGUUCUUCAAACACUGGAUACCCUUCACCAGUACAGCCCGAAGCAAAAUGCAAUUUAUACUUUUCAAGAAGGAUUUUGCGGAUUGCGGAAAAGAAUUGUUCCUCGGCAAUGUGGAAAGUCUCAAGAACUCCGGAUUCGAUGCACGUCAUCAGACAAGAAUUGUAAUUCAUGGCUGGAUGAGUCAGAGCAAAGGAUCCCAUAUCCGUAAAGUGAAAAACGCCUAUCUGAGUCUUACCCAACCCGGUGUUAAUGGCGAACCUGCUCGUUACGAGGACUUCAAUGUGAUUGUUUGCGAUUGGAGCCGGAUCUCUACGAAUGUCAAUUAUUACGAAGUGGCCAAAACAGUGGAGGAUCUGGGAGCCCUACUGGCUGAUCUGGUGCGUUUCCUGCACCUGGAAGCGAAUCUGCACUACGAUGAUGUCUAUGUUAUUGGACAUUCCUUGGGCGCACAGAUUGCUGGCAGUGCCGGAAAGCAAAUUAUGCCAUAUCGCUUCAAUACCAUCUACGCUUUGGAUCCAGCGGGUCCCAAGUUCCGGGAUCAGACCGACGAAUAUCGGAUAGACGCCAGCGAUGCCACCUACGUGGAGUCCAUUCAAACUAGUGUUAGUUUUGGCUUUGAACAGCCCGUGGGGCAUGCCACAUUCUAUCCAAAUUAUGGAAAAAAUCAGAAAAAGUGUUAUGUGUAUGGUUGCUCCCACAAGAGGUCGCACGAUUACUUCAUAGAGACUCUGACGAGUCCAGCAGGAUUUUGGGGUCCUCGCUGUGAGCGUUUUGAUAAUGGUACGUGGAUUCUCCUGCUCAGCGAUGGAGAAUUCCGGAUGGGAGGAGAGCCAUCCGUACCAAAGAAUGGUACUUUUUACAUAAAGACCUAUGCCAAGCCGCCAUAUGCCAUGGGACAUCGGUGGAUGACGGAGCCGGCUCCACAGGAAGAUGAGGAUGAGAACUCCACGGAGGACUGAAAAAUAAUAUAAUCUUGAAUACAUGUUUAAUGUAAAAUGUAAAAUAUUUAUUUUAUGUUUUUGUCCAAAGUUUAUAUAAAAUAGAUGAAAAGUUUCAUAAGA
Molecule: messenger RNA, 1420 nt
Organism: Drosophila ananassae
Lineage: Eukaryota; Metazoa; Arthropoda; Insecta; Diptera; Drosophilidae
Product: phospholipase A1 VesT1.02
Exons: 3
Coding region: 167-1318 (383 amino acids)
Biological process (GO): lipid metabolic process
Molecular function (GO): lipase activity
Source: RefSeq, a predicted model, not a curated record